AUGACUCAAUCCAAGUCGACAGACGUCGUCGCAAGGCUAUCCGGUGUGCAAGGCAAAGAUGUUGUCGCUGAGCUCGACGACGAUGCCCUGAUCGGCUCUGGAGUCGUAUCAGCAUCAGACGAAGCUCGCGCUGGAGGUCGCUCUCCUGCUUCUGAAGUGGCCGAUGAUGCAGUAGAAGACUACGAUGCCAUACGCCCGGAUCCUGACAGCCACGUCGACAACUCCCGCAAAUCCUUGGAUACCGCCUAUCGGCCUGCGCACGCGCGCACUGGCAGCCGAGUGCUUUCCGAUGAGAAGUCCGACUCAUCGACGUCGGUAGAGUCGCCGCGAAAGAACAAGGGAGGGCUGCAAGUCCGGCUGGAACGGACGGAGAAGAAGGGUCGGUAUAUCUUGACAGUGGACGACCCGGAGACCAAAGCACUGCUGCGACGGGAGAUUGCUCGUGCAAAUGGCGAAAAGGUCAAGCCACGCAUGCGCAUCCGGGAGCUGGUCUUCACGCGACAAUUCACAGCAUUCGAUCGUCAGAACCCUGACAACGAGAAGAGCGCCUUCUUCGGCUUCUUCACCUUGUUUUGGAUUUGUAUGCUUUUCGUGGUGGUUAAGAGUGCCAUGAUGAAUUAUCGUGCACACGGCAACAUCCUCGGUCGCAAUGAGCUCACGCAAAUGAUGUUUCAACGUGAUGUCGCUGUCAUGGGAUUGACAGACGGCGCCAUGUUCCUCGGCACUUUUGAAGGUUGGAUCAUGCAGAAGCUGGUACACAAGAGAUGUAUCAAUUGGGCAAGAACAGGAUGGAUUUUGCAGAACAUCUGGCAAACAGCUUACCUCGGAGCUUUUGUCGGCUGGACUUAUUAUCGGGAUUGGCCGUGGUCGCACUCGAUCUUCAUCACGUUACACUGCUUGGUGUUCCUCAUGAAGAUGCACAGCUACUCGUUCUACAAUGGCUACCUAUCCGGUGUCACUCUCCGCAAAGAACUUCUGGAGAAGAAAUUGAAGCAGCUGGAGGCGAUGGAGCCGCUUCAAUCACCGCCGACCAGUCCCGUCCGCGAACAAUCGACAAGCACUGGGAUUGAAAACAACAACCUGACAGCCACCCGCCGACCGUCGACAGCUCAUCGCACAUCUACGAACUUCCAAGCCGAGCCAACCGAAGUGGCAGCCGUUGCCUCCGCCAUUGAAUCCGGUCAAUCAAUCAGUCCUGAGCAGGUACAGAUAUUUUCCGACAUCAUCAAGGGCGAAAUCGCCGAGCUAGCCAAGGAACUCCGCGGCAAGAGCGAAGACGGCAAGACCGCGUACCCGAAGAAUCUCACACUCGGCAACCAUGCCGAGUACAUCUGCCUGCCAACCCUCGUUUACGAGCUAGACUACCCACGCCAGGAAUCCACCAACUGGUGGUACGUGGCGGAGAAAUCCGCCGCCACCUUUGGCAUCCUCAUCAUCAUGCAAGUCAUCAGCCAGGCUUACGUCUACCCGCUGGUGAUGCAAACCAUCGCCAUGAAAGAGGCCGGCAUGUCUCUCGACGAGCGCUUGCGCGAAUUCCCGUUCAUCGUCGUUGACAUGGUCCUCCCAAUCCUCGUCGAGCAGCUGCUGACCUGGUACGUUAUCUGGGAAUGCAUCCUGAACGUCCUCGCCGAAGUCUUCAAGUUUGCAGACAGGGGCUUCUAUGGGGAUUGGUAUAACGCCAAAUCGUUUGAUCACUACGCUCGAGAGUGGAACCGUCCAGUGCAUCACUUCCUCCUUCGACACGUCUACUUUUCCUCAAUUUCGACCUUCCACUUCAGUCGGGGCGCCGCGACGUUUGCCACGUUCCUACUCUCCGCGCUGGUGCAUGAGCUCUGCAUGGCGGUGAUGUUCAAGAAGAUUCGUGGGUACCUCUUCCUCAUGCAGCUCUGCCAGAUCCCGCUCAUAGCUUUCACUCGAACGAGUUUCAUGAAGAACCGCCAGAUCCUGGGCAACACUACAUUCUGGGUGGGAUUGUUCCUGGGACCGAGUGUGCUCGCUUCGUUGUACUUGAUCAUUUGA
Molecule: messenger RNA, 2019 nt
Organism: Dissoconium aciculare CBS 342.82
Lineage: Eukaryota; Fungi; Ascomycota; Dothideomycetes; Mycosphaerellales; Dissoconiaceae
Product: acyl-CoA/sterol acyltransferase
Exons: 2
Coding region: 1-2019 (672 amino acids)
Biological process (GO): ergosterol metabolic process
Cellular component (GO): endoplasmic reticulum membrane
Molecular function (GO): ergosterol O-acyltransferase activity
Source: RefSeq, a predicted model, not a curated record